AUAACUUCACUCCUAACCUCAAAGUUGUUUGACGCGCCGAUUGAUUGAUUUGAUCGUUGUGGGUCUCCAUACGGUAAAUGUCAGUCCGUUCUUGAAGGGAAAAUUUUCACUUAAAUUCUUAAGGACAUAGUCGUAAUAAGUUAAAUUGUUAAACAUUUAAAAAUCCUUUAAUACAUAUAUCGUUUGUUCGGAUAUGAAGCAAAUAUGCGGGCAACUAAAAAUGAAUUAGUUUUACGAAGAACCACUAAAUUCUCGAAGGCGGACAUAAAUUCAAGUUCGGUGUUUACAGAAAUCAGUGAGAAUUCGGAUUCGAUAGGCGGCGUGAUAAGGAAGGGACAGCUAGGAUGGCUGGCGAGAGGUCCCCUCCUCGAAGUUUUUUCGCUUCGGAAUGGAAACAAAAUUUCUAGUUAUCGUUUCGAUAUAACGACCAGUUUUCAACGAUGUUUCAUCACUUGCGUCUCCGAAAUCGAAGCAACAAAUUUAAAUUAUUGUCUACUAGCCGUCGGAGUACAAUUUGGCGAUGAUCCUGGUGGGAUGGUCUCAAUUUAUUCAGUUCAAGAAUCAAAAGUCCUGCGUUCAAUUGAGACCGCCGAGAAGAUCACGUGUUGUCAUUUGAUCAAUGCAAAUGUAGCGGAAAGGACAGGUGUCCUAGAAAUGUAUCAAGGAUGUCUAGCGAUAGGCACAGACGUUGGAAAGAUUAUCCUGUUGGAUUUGAACUUGCGAAAAUGUGAACAAACUUUAGUUGAAAUGAGGACAAGCGACGAUGAUUUUUACUUGGUACCAUGUCAUGUUGUUCUUUCCACAAUGGAUGCUGAUCAUAUCAGGCAACAUUUUCGACAUUCUCGACGUGAGAAUGUAGGCUUCGGAAUUCAAUUGGAAAGCGUAGACAACCCAGGGUUGGUACUUUCACUUCAAUGCCUCGACCCACUUUUAUCCAUAGCUGUGGGUUUGGAGGACGGACGCUUGAUUUUAUAUGAUUUAACUGAUCUUCAGGCAUUCCAUUUGGCAUACCCGCCUGAAGAUAUUGCACCACUAGUUAAACUGUCUUAUGUCGAGCCUCCCGAUGACCCACGAGCUUGUAUAUAUAUUUGGGCAUUCCAUGAGAAUCGCAGUUCCUCCAUAGCAGUGAUGCAUUCAGUUAUGUAUGAUAGGAAAGUAACAGAUGAAGAUGACGACGAUGGGUUUUAUGUAUUUGAGGGUUUCCAAUCGUGCAGUGUAAGGCUAACAUUGCCCAUGUUUGAACGGGAUAGUAUUCCGGUUUCAUGCCAAUCGGUUAAGAUAUCUCCGUCUCAUGAUAGUGAAGAAACCAUUUCUUUGUGCUUGUUAGCUUGGAAAUCACGAAAAACAUCAGAAAUUCUUAUUUUCGAUAUAAAUCAAUGGUACAAGGAGCAAAUGCCGCAUAUUGGAGACUGGCGUGAUAAUUUAAGUUAUUUGGCUUCAUUUCCACUAAAGGAAUGCGAUUUGCUUGAUGUUUGGUUGGAUGGUCGUACGGUUGCUCCUUUCAAUUCCAUUCAACGUCCAGAGGAACAUUUCUUUCCGAUAUCUUUGAGUUUUGAUUGUACUGUAUUUCGUGAUAAAGAGAGUAUGAAAUUCCAUUGGCCUGGACUGCAGAAUAGAGCCCUGAGUAUGCUUAAUAUGGCCGGACCAUCAGCGCUACUAGAACCUUCGGUUUAUUAUCAUGAGGCAGUCAAGGCUUCGCUAAUCUCAUUGAACACAUCUGAUUAUAGCUUCAGCUCAACUACUUCACUGAAUACACAACGUGAAAUUUUACUCUCAGUGGCAUUGGAGUACAACUGCUUUGGUCUGCUACGGGAAUGCGCGAAAUGUUGGGCCGAUGGUAGUCAUUUAGGUAAAAAACCAGAAGAGAGUCUUUCACUUUCAACAUUGACGACAUGGAUAUGGAAACGUGCUGAAAACAUUAAGGACCGGUGCAAUAUCCUAUGCGUGCCGUUAUUCGACCACUCAGGGCUCCGAAUCGAUCAGAGGUCACAAAUAGAACUUUCGUAUUGCUCACGACAGCUCAAACUUCUUGCCGACUUAAUGCAUAUCAUCAUCACAAAAUGUAGUGAAUAUAUUCCGGAAGAAGUGAGUACAAGACUUUCUACGCAAUACAAUUCUAUAAAGAUGGCCUCCGAAUAUCAAGAGGUACUACAAUGGUUCUUGAACGUUGGACUUCUACCUGAGGCGGCAACAGAUUAUAAAAGAGCCAGUUCAUAUUUGGAUAAUCCAUACGAUACUCGAUCGCCACUCGUUCCCUAUCCAUAUAAAGCGCUGCGAAACUACUAUAUGUCACAGCGAAUGAAAUUCAAAAAGAUCAAUUCGGGGCUACUUUCGCCGCGAACGCAAAGCUGUCGCAUUCUGUACAUUGAUUCCUUUAUCGAGCACGAAUGCAACUCAAACGCAUUGAGAGAGCAUUGGCUCGAGAGUGGUGGAAAUGGUCUAUACCCACCAUCAUCGUUGCAGGCAAUGUUGCGUGUGAUGUUAAUUCCUGAUGUACCCAUCGAGAGUAAAUAUAUCUUAUUUGUGUAUUUUUUCCUGGAUCUAAACAUGUCACUUGAGGACGAUAGAUAUGCUGAAAUUGUGCAAAAUUUCAUGAAAUUCCCAUCCGUAUUCAAAAUUAGCUCAUCGACGGUAAAGACGGUCCAAGCAUUUUGGAAUUUGGAUCAUGGCCAAUUCGAGGCUUCUCUCGAGGAUAUCAUUUCGCCUUUCUUACACGACCGAAAGCUGAGACAAUGGCAAAAAGAACUGUUGAUUGAAGCCUUACUCGUCCACCAUUCAUCUAAGCUUGCAUUACGUGCCCUUCAAGCUCCUGGUCCACCAAUUUCCUCCCUGCUGGAAUUGAAAACUCUCCUAGCAAACGAUAUGGUUGCCGAGGCUUUUCACCUGCAGCGCUCUAAAAACGAUGCUGAUUUAUUCCGGCAUUUCCUAACUGGAUGCCUAUAUCUUGGAAAACUGGCUGCUUUACUCGAUCUAGCUCUUACCGAAGAUGAAGAGCGAAUUCUUCAGCAAUUCUUGCGUGAUUCGAAAUCGGCCAAAACAGAAAAUCUGCAUUUUGUUCAUCUUUUACAAAGAUCCAAAUACAUAGAGGCAAUCCAACAGUUAGAUGAGCUGUCUAGCAACAGACAUAGUCAACACUCAGUCGAUUUGGAGACACCAAACUUGGUUUUGGCUGCAUAUAAUACAACGAUGACGCCAGCAACUAAACAAUUGUCUGAAGUUUACUACGGAAUCCGUAAUCGUUUGAAAGCAAAAGAACCAGAAGCCCAAAUUCUUGACACGCUGAGUUCGCAACUUUUGAAAAAUAAUGCCAACGAUUUAAUUGGUGGAGUUUACCAUAGUUCAAUAAUGAGCGUAGAUGAAGCCACGAAUUACUGGGACGAAGAGAUACAACGAGAACGCAAGCGUUUGUUGUAUCCAAAUAAUGUUCCAUUCAUUCGGCGCCCCCAGCUGGAGGCAUUUACAGGCUAUCAGGGUGACAGUAAUAUUUGUUAUCCAGAAACCUAUAAAGGCGUUCAAAAACGAAGAUUGGACAGUAGUGAUGAAGUGGAGACGCAAAUUGAUCAGGACCCAAUGGAAAACCCCAAAAAACGGCAGAGAAUCAAUGAUAGUUUGAGCGGAAUAAAAACCGCCCAGCCCUUGAAUGCAUCGCUUCUGACCAAAUUCAAAAAUCGUCAAUCGCACAGGUUUUCUGUUGGGGAAGAGAACGUAUUAUCUACUGUCAAUCAAACUCGCUACGAAAAAGAUCCCUCAGUGACCAGCUUAAACACGCCCCUUGUGAGAAGUAGCCGACCGACAAUGGAUUCCCGGGACGAUUCAAUGUCGGAAGCAAGUGAGUUAAGUCGAACAUAUCGUGUUGGAACGCCACAGAGUAUUUUGAAAGUAAGAACUACAGCGUCUGCCAGUGUAACGUCACCAUUGCGCAAGGCAGUCGAAUCGACACCCAGGCGUUCAGUUUCUCCAAAAGAUUUAGACGCGAAUACGUAUAUGGAUGAAGAAAAAUCGAUUCGUUUUGAUCUGCCUAGCGCGAAUGUCACGGAGACCUCAUCACUGCAAACUAGCCAUGACUCGUUGGAGAUGUCGCAAAGGGUGCCAUCAACCAGUAUCGCAUCGGCUGCAGUCGACGAAAAAGGCUUUGAUGAAAAAGUUAGAAGGCUCGAAGGUCCAUCAGCACGUAAGGGUCUCCGUUCGUCCGAUGCAAGCCUGAUGUCAACGUCUGGUGACGAAGAGUUCUUCUCUCCACAACAUUCACGCGAUAAUUCAAUUAAGAAAGAAGAAAGGAAGAAAGAUAUCGACAAUAGUGAAAGCGAAAGUGAAAAAGACGUAGAAAUCAUUGUUAGACAGAUCCCUAAAGGUGAGGAUCAUUCACAAUCUAAAGCCACGACGCCCCUUGGUCCUAAGCCUCGAAAACCAUUAGAACGUUCCACGCGCAGUCGAUCUAAAACUCCAGAUAUUCAAAAUUCACCCGUAAGAAAAUCCGCCCGUAUUUUGGAUAGAACUAAGAGCGAAAUUACGGAAACUAGAGAAAUGCAAACUGUGACGGAGACGAUCAGGCAAACGGGAUCGAAACCACUUAGUCGUCUUGUUCUGGAGUUAAAUGCAAAGAAGCUGAGUUCUCUCAAUCCUACAGAAAGUUCACUGAAGCCAUUAGACAAGGGUCUUGUUCUAGCUCAAAGUACUCAGCUUCAUGAGGAAAAAAUCACCGUCACAAAGACAUGGUCAACGGCUGAAGAAAAAUCUUCCACCAUUGACAAUGAUUACCUUACUGAAGUAUCAAUACCAUCGGCUUCGUUCCAUGUCAAUGAAACACGUGAAACGAUUUAUGAUAGUUCUGAGAUGGUAGACGAACCCUACAGUAAUUUAUCCACCACAGUUGGAAUGAGCAGUUUUGAGUUAACAAUGGAAGAGAAAGGUCCCCCAUCUGAAAUGGAUACUUCAAAAACAUUUAAAGGAAUUGGGGGGAGGAGGAGCUAUAAAACGUCAAUACGUCAUACGCUUGAACGGAAUCAGGAGAAAUCUCAAGAAUCAAUUGUUUCCGAGCAUACAAAACCGCUUGAAGAAGACUCUAACGAACAGGUCUCAGAAGAACACCAACAAAAUCCUGAAUUGCGGAAGGCAGAAAGUGAAGAAAGAAAUAAAAGUAGUAGCAAUGUAACGCAGAUGGAGAUAGAUGAUGUGGAUGACGAGGAAGAAAGAGAACUCGUUGUAACACUCGAAACAGAAGUAGAAGGAGUCAAGGAAAAGCAAGAUGAGCGUGAAGAAAAAUCAGAUGUGGAUGAAGGAGAUGAAGAUCAAAUUGGAAUGGACAAUGAAGCAAAAACGGAAAACGAAGAUGCGGACAUGGAAAGCGAAGAGCAUGUCGUGGUUGAAGAUGAAGGCGAAGAGGAAGCGUCUGAGGAAGAUGAGGAAAGUGAUGGUAACGAAUCGAAGUCGGACGAUGUAAUAAGCAUAUCUAGCGGAAAUGAAUCAGGGCAGAAUUCAGCCGCAACAGCUACUUCGAGUGAGAGCCGCUCAAAUACGCCAAGAGGUGACGAAAGCGAAGAGUCAGCCGCAUCUGAGGGUGAUAGUAGUUACGACGGGAAACUGCUGUACGGCGACCUAGAAUUUGAGCGACCAAGCUCUAACGCGGAAAGCAUUAGUUCUACGGAAACCGAACCUUUCCUACCAGCUCCUUCUGAUUCUGAGUUAAACGUUCAGAUCCAGAAAGUGGAAAAUACGACAAAAUCCGUUGUGAUAGAAUCGAAGUCUAUUGAAACCGUGAUAACGAAAGAGACUUCCACCGUAACCUUCACCGAUUCGAGCAUCGACAACGCACCACCUCCUGGUAUGGCUUUGAAUGUUUUAACAGGCGAAUACGAGAACAUCGUUGAUGAUGAGGAGGUUGCUGAACAGCAGGAUACGGAGGAUCAAGAAUCGCAAAAAGUUGAAACUAUCACGACCGCUGUUAAGACUAAUGUGGAAGCUGCUGGUCAUGUUGACGCUUCAGUAAAAUAUUCUAAAGAUACUGCGAAAAAUGAAGCGGAAACUAUUAGCGCACCAGAAGUGGUUGACAAGGCUUCAAGUGGUGCGACGACUUCAGAACCCGUAUCUGCUUCAGAUAAACUUAGAGCUAAGAAUGUCAGCAACGUAGAAACCGAAAAUCCACCUAAAGAAUAUAUCGCCGUACAACCGGAACCUACGCCCUCAACAUCAAAACAAAAAUCACUUUCCAAAACAUCAACUCCAAGUCCUCUGAAAUCUACUGAAGAUUCACAGCGAAAUGUCAGGGCUGAUGGGGCAGUCCAAGUAGGCCGUGACAUUCAGGAGGAAGACGAAAAUAAUGCAAAAACGCCUGUCAAAACGGUAGUUGAAAUUGAUUCUACAACGGAUUCGGGUCGAAUUUUAAGAAGUGCUCGACGUCGUUCGACCUCCAUUGAUAAUACCACUGAGCCGGUUAUUGAUUCUCCAUCAGUCGCUAAAAGGAUAUUGCGUGCCAAGUCUGUACCUCGUACAGAAUCUGCUGACACCCCAACUAAUACAAAACUUCGAAGACGAUCAAAUUCAACUGAUAAUCCUUCCACGCCAACUCGGAUCCUUACUCGUCGCAAAUCAACUCUUUUGGAUAAAAUAGAAGAAGAUUCCGUUUUGGAUUCUCCUCGCCGUAGUACGCGUAAACGCGUACCCGCCGAAACUGAUUUGGAAGAACUGCCACAAACUCCAACAUCAAUGGUGAAGCGAACAAGAAAAACGUCAAAUUCAAGCGCGGACACGCCUAGCCGUGCGACGACUCCGCGCAGUACGGCAAGAAAAGGUGUCCUUGCUGAAGAUAAUUCUCAGACGCCGCAGCGCAUUACUCGUCGAUCUUCCAUAAGUAAUGAUACCCCAAAAGCUGAGACAAAGGACAAAAAAGUAAAAAGCCGCGCGAAAAAGUCGAAUACCCCGGAAGUUGGUCACGACACGACUGAAAGUGAUGAAAGCGAAGCCCUCGAGGGUGACUCGGGAGAUUUAACCAAGGUGAAAGGGUCUGGUGUCCGAAAGCUAUUCUCUAAAUCUUCAACAAGCAAAGGCGAUUCAAUGGAGACUUCCGAGAUCGAAUCGUCGCCUGAAACUCGGGAAGAUUCUGCAUAUCAGGCUUCCCGUCGAUUGACUAGGCACCAACAGAGUGUAAUGGAGAAGUCGGCAGCUGUUACUAAGAAAUUAGAAGCGGUUCCUAAGAAAGUAACACGUCGCCAAGGGUCUAAAUUGGAGGAGAGUCCCACAAAGAAGGAAGACAUUAGUGAAACUGAGUCCAUAAUUUCAGCAAGAAGCAAAUAUUCUACAGGGUCAGGGGAAAAUAGGCGGGUCACACGAAGCUCUGCUUUAAAGGCUGAUGUUGAUGACGAUGCUGCAAGUGUAGCGAGCUCAACCCGCAGUGGAAGAUCCACAAAAGGUAAUAAAAAGGCAAAGCCGACAUCAACUAAAGAUGUGAAUUUGGGUACUAUCGCUGAAGAAGAUCAGGAAAAUGUAAAGAAAACUUAUUCUAAUGAUGACAGUGAUGAUGAUGCUGUUUCUACGCUUUCGGCCGGCUCCAAAGAUCCGUCGAAGAAAAAAAGUCGAGGAAGGAAGACGCAAAAGAGCAAGUUAAAGAAGUGAAUCCGAAGAAACUGGUCGACAAGUUGCGAAUAUUGGCCUAGUAAGUCAUCUCACAGAAUAAGUUUUUUUUUCUAUGUUGCGUAGAUUAAUAUUGUAAUAUGUAUUUUAAAUUGUUGUAAAAUAAUAAUGUUUAUAGAAAAACAUGUUAAAUAAAGGAAAAGAAAACUUCGUUUGUGGAAAAUUA
Messenger RNA from Hermetia illucens (black soldier fly), 7792 nucleotides. RefSeq names its product protein ELYS (gene Elys). The record is from RefSeq and is a predicted model, not a curated record. Lineage: Eukaryota; Metazoa; Arthropoda; Insecta; Diptera; Stratiomyidae. Gene Ontology annotation, molecular function: protein binding. The coding region runs from base 205 to 7608 and encodes 2467 amino acids. The transcript is spliced from 15 exons.